AUGGGUUCGGCUGAAGGAGAGCCCUCGCUGCUGCAGCGGCAGAAAAUGACCGAUGACUAUCACAAAUUCCUGUACACUGCGUCUUUUGCGACUCUUGUAAUUGCACCGGUUCUAAUAAUCCUCCCUCCUCGGAAACUCGAUCUCUACACCUUCUCGUUAUCUGGGGCCUUUGUAAUUUCGGCGAACUAUCAGUUGAAAGAACGCACGGGCUCAGGGCUCCUAGGCCACGUUCCCGCGCCGUUUGCUAUGCCAAAACGUGCUAGCGAAAUCCAAGCUGCGCAGGCCCAAGACCGCGAGCGCCGGAGGCACCUUCUCGAAGAAUCCGGCGGACAACUGUUGCCCAGGAAAGGUUCGAUCUUGGAGGAAAAGGCCAAAGAGAUAUGGAUGGGUGGGGAAACCGAGGGCUGGAAAGAACGACGUCUACGAGAAGAGCAAGAAAAGAUUGAACAAGGCGAGGGAUAUGGCUCAAUGAUCAUGGACCAGAUCUGGGAGGUCUGGACAUGGGGCAAGAAGCAGGGCGAAGAGCUGAAAGAGACAGACCAAAAAGCUUUGGAGGGCAAAAACGAUAGUUGA
Exophiala spinifera is the source of this 573-nucleotide messenger RNA. RefSeq lists its product as uncharacterized. The transcript has a single exon. NCBI's taxonomy places the organism in Eukaryota, Fungi, Ascomycota, Eurotiomycetes, Chaetothyriales, Herpotrichiellaceae. The coding region runs from base 1 to 573 and encodes 190 amino acids. The record is from RefSeq and is a predicted model, not a curated record.